This is a messenger RNA of Aspergillus fijiensis CBS 313.89, 1157 nucleotides long. RefSeq names its product phosphatidylglycerophosphatase. The transcript has a single exon. Gene Ontology annotation, molecular function: phosphatidylglycerophosphatase activity. The record is from RefSeq and is a predicted model, not a curated record. Lineage: Eukaryota; Fungi; Ascomycota; Eurotiomycetes; Eurotiales; Aspergillaceae. The coding region runs from base 259 to 1005 and encodes 248 amino acids.
CUGCACAUGAAUUGACUUAAUGCCAUCGCAACCUAAUAACUAAUCCCAAACAAUCAUCAUAAACCAACUACCGCACUAGCACUCUCAAUACGCAAAAGAACCUAUAACCAAUACCCUGUACCCACCCAUCCAACCCUCCCUCCGAAAUUGGUUCCUUCGCAAAAAAAGAGAGCUUCACAGCUAAGCUCCACAGCUAGCAGCUAGCAAAAGCACCACCACCAACCCCAAUUCUACAAAAAACCCCACAGACUCACACAAAUGAACCCCCCAAACACCAACCUCCGCGCCUUCAACCUGGCCGUGACGACCCUCCUCAAAAACCCCUCGCACAUGCUCCCGCACCUCACCAUUCCAACCAUCACCCAGCUCCCCGAACAACUCGGCCCCGCCAUCUCCGCCUCCCUAGCCAAGAGCACCAGCACCAGCACGCCCCUCGAAAAACCGCCGCCCCAAAUCCAAAUCCGCGCCCUCAUCCUCGACAAAGACAACACCCUCUGCCCAGCGCGCACGACGACCUUUCCCCCGGACAUCCUGGCCAAGCUGACGGCGCUGCGCACCUCGCCGACCUCGCCCUUCAACCAGACAACGGCGCCGGACUCGAUCCUGAUCGUCUCGAACCGCGCGGGGAGCCACCCGCGCUACGACGACGAGGUCCGGCGCCUGGAGGCGCAGCUGGCCGACCUCGCCAUCCCCGUGUUCCGGCUGCCGCCCGGGGGCGCGGUGGCCAAGAAGCCGUUCUGCGGCGCGGAGGUGCUGGCCUGGUUCCGGGAGCGCGGGGUCGUGGUGCGCGCGGAUGAGGUCGCGGUCGUGGGCGAUCGGUUGGGGACGGAUGUGCUGAUGGCGCGGGAGAUGGGAGCGUGGAGUGUGUGGUGUCGGGAUGGGAUCGAUGCAGGGGGACAGCGGGAGGGGGCGAAUGUGUUGGAGCGCAUGGAGAUGUGGGUGGAGCGGUAUCUUCGGGUCAACCGGGGGUUGAAGGCGCCCGUGCCCAAGGGGUUUGCUCAAUGAGUUCCUGGGUUUUCGUGGAAAAGGAAUCCUGGAAUGGGAGACUGGAUUUUGUGUGCUGUAUUAUAUUUGAGAUAGAUGAGUUUGCUGCGUUCACUAGGUGUAAACUUGGAUACGGUGGACUUCGAUACCCAGCAUAAUAGCCUUUGGAUUGG